AUCCAUACCUAAUGGGCCCAAGAUAUCCAAAUCCCAUUGUGUCGCCACGCCACGCCACGGCACCGUUUAAGUCCGAAACGGAAAUCACAUUUCACACCACCGCACGACCAUCUCGGAGGAGGAAACUCUCCCAAAACCCCCAAACCCUUUCGAUCGGCGGCAAUGGCGGCGGCCGACGACGCCUCGCCCUCCCCUGGCUACGCCCUCCGCGCGACGCUCACGGGCCACCGCCGCGCCGUCUCCACCGUGAAGUUCUCCCCCGACGGCCGCCUGCUAGCCUCCGCCUCCGCGGACAAGCUCCUCCGCGUCUGGUCCGCCUCCGACCUGGCUCCCGUCGCCGAGCUCGAGGGCCACGCCGAGGGCGUCUCCGACCUCUCCUUCUCCCCCGACGGCCGCCUCCUCGCCUCCGCCUCCGACGACCGCACCGUCCGCAUCUGGGACCUCGGCGCCGGCGGCGGGGCGCGCCUCGUCAAGACGCUCACGGGGCACACCAACUACGCCUUCUGCGUCGCCUUCAGCCCCCACGGCAACGUCCUCGCCUCGGGGUCCUUCGACGAGACGGUGCGCGUGUGGGAGGUCAGGUCCGGGAGGUGCCUCCGCGUGCUGCCGGCCCACUCCGAGCCAGUCACCGCCGUCGACUUCGAUCGCGAGGGAGCCAUGAUCGUGUCGGGGAGCUACGACGGGCUCUGCCGCGUCUGGGACUCAUCCACCGGCCACUGCGUCAAGACCCUCAUCGACGACGAGAGCCCUCCGGUGUCCUUUGCCAAGUUCUCACCCAAUGGCAAGUUCGUGCUCGCGGCAACCCUUGAUAGCACCCUGAGGCUCUGGAAUUUCUCAGCUGGAAAGUUUCUAAAGACAUAUACUGGCCAUGUGAACACAAAGUACUGCAUUCCAGCAGCAUUUUCGAUCACGAAUGGCAAGUAUAUUGUCAGUGGCUCGGAGGACAAGUGUGUCUACUUGUGGGAUCUGCAAUCAAGAAAGAUUUUGCAGAAACUGGAAGGCCAUACUGACACUGUCAUUGCGGUGUCGUGCCACCCCAAGGAAAACAUGAUUGCAUCAGGAGCACUUGACAACGACAAGACAGUGAAAGUCUGGGUCCAAAAGGAAGAUCAGCAAUAAGCCUGAUUAAGAUCUUGUCUUUAAUGGUUGCCUUGCGACCUGACUGAUUGUAGGUAAGCUACUUAUCUUCCCAGGUGAGGAAAGGUUGUUGCAAUGGAGAAUGUGAUGAUCCCAGGAUGGGUAAUUGAGUGUUGUGUUGUCUGCUAUUCAUGGGAUAAUUGUAUGAAAGACUGAGCAGAACAGUGCUUUCACUUAAUUUGUUAUCUUUCAGAGUUCGUGAUAUUUGGAUGCGAA
Molecule: messenger RNA, 1353 nt
Organism: Phragmites australis (common reed)
Lineage: Eukaryota; Viridiplantae; Streptophyta; Magnoliopsida; Poales; Poaceae
Product: COMPASS-like H3K4 histone methylase component WDR5A
Exons: 2
Coding region: 163-1119 (318 amino acids)
Molecular function (GO): protein binding
Source: RefSeq, a predicted model, not a curated record